Messenger RNA from Trematosphaeria pertusa, 859 nucleotides. RefSeq lists its product as uncharacterized. Lineage: Eukaryota; Fungi; Ascomycota; Dothideomycetes; Pleosporales; Trematosphaeriaceae. The coding region runs from base 192 to 539 and encodes 115 amino acids. Gene Ontology annotation, molecular function: zinc ion binding; nucleic acid binding. The record is from RefSeq and is a predicted model, not a curated record. The transcript has 3 exons.
CUUCAACUGCGGCGAGGAAGGGUUAGUCGCUCUGCCGUUGAAGGUUUUCAUGUCCCCGCUAACGAUCUCGUAGCCACAACAAGUCCGACUGUCCUCAGCCCUCUAAGCCGCGUGAGGGUGGUGGCGGCGGCCAGUGCUUCAACUGCUAUGAGUUCGGUCAUCGCAAGUCGGAGUGUCCCAACGAGCGCGUCAUGAAGUGCCGCAACUGUGACGAAAUCGGCCACUUGUCCAAGGAGUGCCCCAAGCCGCGCGACUAUAGCCGAGUCCAAUGCAACAAUUGUCUCCAGUACGGUCACACCCGCGUCCGCUGCCAGAACGAGGCUGCCGAGAACACCGGAGGAGGAGGUGGUAGCUGGGGCAACGAUACCGGCGGAGACACAGCGGCUGGUGGCUGGGACACUGCUGGCGAUUCCGGAGCUGCUACCGGAGGCUGGGGCAACGACAUGGGCGGAGCGGCAGCUUCAGGCGACUGGGCCAACGGCGACGCUUCCGGUGCCGGGGGUGACAACCAGUGGGGCGGUGCCGUCCCUGCCUGGUAGACUGCCACACGAAUAUCCCAUCGUGGAUUGCUGGCUCGUCGUCCUUUGUCGGACUUCAGGCUGGUCGGCUCCAGGUACACACAAAGUGCCUUUUGAAGGGUCACGGCGUUUUGGUCACGCAUAAGCUUCGCUAAGAGGUUGUGUGAUGGGUUCGGGAAACUUUCAAUGUCGGGAGAAUACUGCGGUAUUUGAGACGAAGCUGUUCGCGGCGAGGAUCAUACAUGCUCAGUCAGUUAGUUCCGCAACGACUACAGUGUUGACUGCAACUUCCCUGCUCUUUCUUCCGUGACGAAGAGUCAAUCGACUAAACAGCUCUCGAG